AUGGUUCAUAUAUUUGAUAUUCCGCGCGAGGUGCGGGAUCUGAUUUAUCUUCAAUGCGUUUUGUCUGAGGGCGGCUACAUCUUGGACUUCAACAGCAACAGGCUGAGAUGUGCAGACGGCAAGCGCAUUGACCUGGCGUUCAUGCUCACUUGCAAGAAGAUUGCAAGCGAAACCAGGGGACUGGCACUUUCAUCGAACAUUCUGAACUUCGUAGCAGUCUGCCCCAGUGAGAAGGAGCAUCGUGCGGUAGCUGGUCGCUUCGGUCUAGCCCUGACAACGCUCAGUCAGAGGCGAAGCCACAAGCUGCACCAGAUCUACCCGGAUACUCUGAACAUCCCCGAUGACAUAUGGAGGGAUAUCUCGGAAAUCGAACCGAAGCUAGCCCCAUACGUCGAACUCCUUCAGCGCAGGCCCAAUGGCUGGCGCGUUAUGGAUGGCGCAAGCCACAUGAUGCCAACUAUCAUUGAGAGACCAGAGAUUGGCUGGCCUGGAACCUGUGGAGAGACGCCGUCCGUCUUCCGCAAAUUUGCUCGUUCUGCGCUACAAGUACUUUUGGCGAAUAAGGAUCGAUUCGAACCGGAAGAGUUCCUUCAAUUUGAAAGGGGGAUGCUCCGCUGGCAUGAGACCGAGCAUGCAGGCAUCGUCGGCGUCAACCCUGAUGCAUGGGAGAUCCCGACAACACAAAGUCUUGACCGGGACUCUCGGCUAAGCAUACGAAAAAUCAUUCUCAACGAAGAUCGAGCAGCUGUUGCAUUCCCGGAAGCGCACGGCCUAGGUCUUAUUCCAUACUGCCAGGAAAACCCGCGCCUUCGCGUGGAACGCCGCGUCAGUAUGUGGAAGACAGUCUUCCAGACUCAGUUCGAUGGUCGUAACAUUCACGUGAGGCCGUACGACUCCAACGAUGGCCUUUGGGCGGACUCGGUGUCUCGUCCUGUGGCACUCUGGAUCCUGGAAGCCCUGGAACUCGAACCCGCCGGAAUGCCGCCUGGCGCCUUCACGUUAACCUUCGAGGGAGACCAAAAGUGCUGGGAGAUUUUCCGCACAGUCGUGCAACGCGAUGCUGCAUGGCAAGCCGCAGUCGACCUCUCUCUGAAAAGGCAGAUUCUCCCUUCAUUGUCGUGGGUUACGAGGAGACUAGACGGAUGGGCCCAUAUCGGAAGUCUGAGUAAGUGGCACGUUCUUGAAGGCUUCCCGCAAGCAGUGCAAGAUAUCGUGGCGGGUAAGUCCACUGUCAAGUGCAACUUCGACGUGGGCGAGGCAUGGGACGUGGAGAAACUGGUUGAAGAGAGAAAGGACUGGACAAUGAGCGAUUGGAAAGAACGCUGGAAACGGGGUUUCGGCGUACGUUUCGACCCCGAUCCGCCGUCGCCGAAAUAUCUACACCUCCUCUGCGACAACACAUUCGAAAUGAACGUCCCAAUAGACCCUGCUUCUUUUUAG
Molecule: messenger RNA, 1440 nt
Organism: Colletotrichum chrysophilum
Lineage: Eukaryota; Fungi; Ascomycota; Sordariomycetes; Glomerellales; Glomerellaceae
Exons: 2
Coding region: 1-1440 (479 amino acids)
Source: RefSeq, a predicted model, not a curated record